Meloidogyne enterolobii is the source of this 2370-nucleotide messenger RNA. The record is from the annotation of a GenBank genome assembly. NCBI's taxonomy places the organism in Eukaryota, Metazoa, Nematoda, Chromadorea, Rhabditida, Meloidogynidae.
AUGUUAUUAUUACAAAAUAUUUAUUUAAAUAAAUUUUUAUUAUUUUCUUCUAUAAUUUAUUUAAUUUAUUUAAAUAAUUCCGUUUAUUCAAUUUUUGAAUGUGCCCCACAAGAGACAGCAACUUUUGUCAGAAUUUCUCGUGCUCGUUUAGAUGGAACGCCUUUAGUUGUUUCUACUGCAGGGCACGAUUUAACUUGUUCUCAAUAUUGUCGAAAUAAUAUAGAACCGACAACUGGGGCUCAAAGAUUAUGUGCUUCUUUUAAUUUUGAUGGAAGGGAAACUUGCUAUUUUUUUGAUGAUGCUGCUGCUCCAUCAGCAGGCCAAGCAGAAUUAAAUCCAAAUCCAUCAGCCAAUAAUUUUUAUUACGAAAAGACUUGUUUGCCUGCAGUAAAUGCUCACGAAGCAUGUACUUAUAGAUCGUUUUCUUUUGAAAGAAUAAGAAAAACUUCACUUGAGGGUUUUGUAAAGAAAAGUAUUCAAGUUGCAAGUCGCGAACAAUGUUUAAGUGCUUGUUUAAAAGAAAAAGAAUUUAUUUGUCGUUCAGUUAAUUAUAAUUAUGAUACUUAUGCUUGUGAAAUGAGUAUUGAAGAUAGACGAUCGAAACCAACACAUUUGAGAAUGACUGUAGACCAGCCUGUUGAUUAUUUCGAUAAUAAUUGUUUAAAUCGCCAAAAUCGUUGCAGCCAGCAAGGAGGAAAUUUGGUAUUUGUUAAAACAACACAAUUUGAAAUUAAAUAUUAUGACCAUACACAAUCAGUAGAACCACAAGAAUCUAAUUGUUUACAAAAAUGUCUAGAUUCAUUAAAUACUUUUUGCCGUUCUGUAGAAUUUUCUCCAAACGAGAAAAAUUGUAUAGUUAGCGAUGAAGAUACUUUUUCGAGGGCUGAUCAACAAGGGGCUGUUCAAAAUAAAGAUUAUUAUGAACCUAUUUGUGUUUCUGCCGACCUAAGUUCAUCAACCUGCCGUCAACAAGCAGCAUUCAAUCGUUUUAUUGGCGUCUCUAUUGAAGGACAACCUGUAGCAACAGCUCAAGGAGUAACUAUUGCGGAUUGUGUUUCUCUUUGUUUCCAAAAUUUGAAUUGUAAAUCUCUCAACUUUGACCGUACACAAAGUACUUGCCAUAUAUUCGCUGUUGGACAAGCAAACGCUAAUGUUAAGAAGAAUCCUUCUGUUGACUUUUAUGAAUUUAAUUGUGAAUCCCAAUUUGGAGGAAUGGCACUUUGCACAAAUGAAGGAAUUAGAUUUAUAGUAAAUACAAAAGAGCCUUAUACUGGAGCUAUUUACGCAGCAGAAAAAUUCAGUACAUGCUCGCAAGUUGUUGAAAAUGCUAAACAAAUAUCUAUUACUUUCCCACCUCCAAAUAUUUCGCCCAAUUGUGGAACUACAAUUAAAGACGGAAAAUUGGAAGCUUUAGUUGUUGUCUCAUUAGACGGAGUUCUUCCACAUCAAGUCACCACAGAAUGGGAUCGUUUCUAUCGAGUAUCUUGUGAUGUCAGUAUGAAUUUGGAGAAAAUGUUGGAAAAGCGAGAACAGGGAAUUGAAGGGACCGUUUUGGUUACUACGAUAUUUGAGACUAAAGAAGUAGAACCACAAAUUCUCGACGCCGGCACUCCCCCUCCAAUUACGGCAACACUUUCAUUUUUGGACGCUGACGGUCAACCAUUACAACAGGCUUCAAUUGGAGAUCCAUUAUUUAUGGUUGUUAGUAGUGAACAAGCUGGACCACAUAAUAUGAUGCUGGCUGAAUGUACAGCAACAAGAGUUGGUGGGGAAGGAGAAGCUGUUCCCUUCACUAUUAUUGAUAAUGGAUGUCCACGUUACCCAGCUUUGUGCGGUCCAGUUGAGCAAGAUUUUGAGAAAAACAGACUAAAGGCAGAUCUGAAAGCGUUUCGUUUGGAUGGAUCUUAUGAUGUCCAAAUUCAGUGUACUGUUAUGUUUUGUGCUGGACCGAAUGGCUGUCCUCCUAGUAAUUGUCUCGAUUCUGGCACCAACGAUUUGUUCCUCUCCCAUGGCCGUAAAAAGAGACAUAGUAACACAAUUGGAUCAUCUUCCAACGAUGCAAACAGUGAAAAAACUCUUUCAGCAAUAAUUCGUGUUUUGGCAGAUGGGGAAAUGGAAGAAGAAGUUGAACGUUUUUAUAAUCAAACAUUGGAAGGGAAAAUAAUUAAUAGCAAUAAAAGUAGAAUUAAUGAUUAUUUGCCAGAGAAGGAAGUAAUUGACCAUAACCUUGUUUGUAUGGCAGAUUCUGUUUUCCUUUCAAUUGUGGCAUCAAUGUCUAUGAUUUGCCUUCUACUAUCAGCAUUAAUUGUUAUUUGGGGAUGUUAUUGGCUACAAACAGAAAAUAAAGAUAAUGAAAAUAGAAAAUCUUAA